Molecule: messenger RNA, 4180 nt
Organism: Spirodela intermedia
Lineage: Eukaryota; Viridiplantae; Streptophyta; Magnoliopsida; Alismatales; Araceae
Source: the annotation of a GenBank genome assembly
AUGCCAGAGGAGUGGGGAUCGACGAAGUCGCCGGAGAGGGUGGGGAAGGAGGUGGAGCAGAAGAAGCAGGAGGAGCAGAAUCAGCAGCAGCAGCAUGGGGGGUGGAAGUACGAGCUGGGGAAGACGCUGGGGGAGGGGAACUUCGGGAAGGUGAAGUACGCUCGGCAUGUCGAGACCGGCCGAGCGUUCGCCAUCAAGAUCCUCGACAAGCAGCGGAUUCUCUCCCUCAAGAUCGAUGAUCAGGUCAGUGAGGAUGUUGCAACUGUCAUAUCGACAAAAUUGCUUGGAGCUUGAGUUUUUUAAUCAUGGAGUAGAAACAGACGCGUACAGGGUAUGAGAAGGGGAGAGAGAGAGAGAGUUGCAGGCGAAUAUGUUUCUGGUUAAUUCUGGGAAGCGUUGCCUUUUGCCUUGGUUUUGUCUUUGGUUGGGAUCAGAAGAGAAUUAAGAAUAACGAAUCGAGAACAGAGAGGACCAUCCUUAGGUUAACGUUUCGAUUCUUCGGAGGGGGGGGGGAGGGUAGAAAACGGAGAGAGGGAGUGCCGUGGAGGGAUACUGCUAUUCCCGUUUCUAGCCAUUUGUUUUACUCGCAAUGUUCUUCUCUGGUAACUAACCGGUGAUUGAAGCCCCUUUGAUCUCUUUCUCUGAUCUAUUUUUUUCCCUCUCUCGGUAACAGAUAAAGAGGGAGAUUGGGACAUUGAAGCUGAUGAAGCAUCCCAACGUCGUCCGGCUCUAUGAGGUGAGGUACCUCUUUUGUACGCGUCCUCCGUUUCGAUUGCCUGGUCUUAUCAACCGUCCCCCCCUCCCAUGUGGGUCUCUUGUUCUUAUUUUAUGAUAAGUGAAUCCAGGAACUUCUAUCCAUUCCGUCUUCUACUCUUUACUUUUGGAAGGAUACGCUCUCGAUUUCUCAUUCCUCCGUUCAGAGUUUCUUUUUAUCUUUCCCCGUGGCUGGAAUACAAGAUGAUCCAGUGAGAGCCUUCUGGCUUCGGAUCUGUCUUCCUCCCAAUUCUACCGACCUGGAAAUAGGGCCUCAUGCUGGAAUGAACCGCAUCGAUUCGGCGUGGGCUGAGAGGCGGGAACCUUUCACAUGGGGGGCCGCGGACCUGGUGGUAGGGCAUGCUGCCUCUCUCAUGGCGGUGCCGGUGCCGGUAGUGGUGACCACGUCCCGCCAGGUCCUCCCCCAGAAAAAAAACACCUGUGCCAAAUGUGCGGGGACAAAUCCCACCGUCUUCUCUCCUCAAAAUUCCCAUUUUCUGUACAUCCGAAAGCGAUGGACGGAGGAUUGGUGAACAUCGAAGCAGAGUUUUCGUCUUAUCCAUCUCGAGGCUGGUUUAUUCCAUCGGGGACCUCGGGUCUAUUAUUUAUCUGUUCGAAUAAUGCUGCCAUCUCAUCGUUUCUCCACUCUUGGGCUCCUCUUUUCUCUCUCAGAACAACUCCUUGGCCUCUCGCGUCCAUCCGGACAAUAAUUUUGGUGGGUUGGGGUGGAGGGUUGCCACAUCAUCUACGAAGGCAUCCCUCCCCAGGCUAAGCCACAACUUGGUGGACGACGAUCGAUGGGAUAUUUUGUUUCCUCUAGCGGAAAAUGCUCGAACACCUUUCAUGGCGUGUUGGCGAUCGAUACCGCGUGAGAGGGGCGGGUCUAUUUGUCUUGAAGCGAAGGUACAACUGCCGGUCAAGCUUCGAGGGUCCGUGCCCACCCUCCACGAAGGAAGGCCAUAUUUGCAAACCAGUCUGUCUUCUUCUGGAAGGUUGUGUUGAGUAAAUGCCUUCCAUGGGGAUUUCCGGUGCUAAUCCUGAUCUUCAGCUCCAUGAUCCUGCUCCCCUGUUGGAGGGCGUCGAACUUAACUUAUGCUGUUUUAUCUGCGUGACUUUUUCCUCUAGUGUUCUCAUUUCUUUGCAAUCUCUUCGCCGAUUACAGUAAUUUUUGAUUUAAAGAUGGUAAUAAUUUCUGAUUUAAUUUCUGUUCGGCAGGUCUCGGCGAGCAGGACUAAGAUCUAUAUGGUUCUGGAGUACGUCAACGGGGGAGAACUCUUUGACAAAAUCGUAUGUGGUGUUCAUAUCACAUCUGGGAAUCCAUGGAAACUUUCGAUGAAAAAUCGUAUAUGAGGGACCGGUGCUCAUUCUUUCUCUGUUUGAUUCAAAACCACAGGUGUCGAGAGGUAAGUUUCCAGAGCCCGAAGGGCGAAAAUUAUUCCAGCAGCUGAUCGAUGGCAUCAGCUAUUGUCAGGGGAAAGGUGUUUGUCACAGGGAUUUGAAGGUAAAUGACGUUUGUGUCCUCUCAGAAUUUCUAAACAUGUUAAAUUCGGGGAUUCGCUUCUUUUUAUCCGCCGCCUCUGAAAAUCUGUGGAUAGACGAAGAAAAAUUGCACCGAUUUCCGUCGAAGACCAGAUCCUGCGUAUUUCAUCCUAUACUCGGUAGAUCUUUUGUGCCUUCAGACGUGAUUUCUAUAGUCCUUUAAUUUUCUUCUUCAGCCGGAGAACAUUCUCGUCGAUUGCAAAGGGAACAUAAAGAUAUCCGAUUUCGGCCUCAGCGCCUUGCCGCAGCAUCUGGGGGUACGCCCACUCUCCGCAUCGACUCCUUCCUUCCUUCUCCUGCUUUGGCCUACCCAGAUGAUACCCUGAAAUAAAUUCUCAAACCCACCGUCGACAUAAUUUUCAGAACGAUGGUCUGCUCCACACCACCUGCGGAAGCCCAAACUACAUCGCACCUGAGGUGGGCACUUGGAUUCCUAAUCUAUAGCGCUGGUGGGCGCAAGAUCGUACCCCUUUCGCCUUUAUUUUUCUCACAGGCUGUGGGUUUCUCUUGGCAAAAUGUCGUAGAUUCUGGCAAACAGAGGCUACGAUGGCGCUGCGUCGGAUAUCUGGUCUUGCGGCGUGAUCUUGUACGUUAUUCUCACCGGCUACCUCCCAUUUGACGAUAGAAACCUCGCCGUCCUCUACCAGAAGGUACACGCCUUGAAAAACGCCUUCAUCGUUCAUCUCUUCUCGUUGACUCUUAGAAACUGGAAGCCUUCUGCGCGCUGACCUUCGUCCCUGUGGUCUGGUUUUAGAUCUUCAAGGGCGAAACCCAGAUUCCGAAUUGGCUUUCUCCCGGUGCGAGGAGGAUGAUCCGGAGAAUCCUCGAUCCCAACCCGAAGACGAGGUUGACCGUCGACGACAUCAAGGCCGACGACUGGUUCAAGGAGGGCUACACUCCAGCGGUGCCCGACGAGGACGACGAGGAUGCCCACCACGACAGUGAUGAAUUCUCAGUCAAGGAGGUCAGCUCUCGUCGGCCACCAUGCCAUUCAAGCAAAAAAAAUUGAUUGUUCUCUCCUCAAUAUCUUAGUCAUUCAUGGUCUUUCAUUUGCCGUGUUUGGAAAAGGCCUCCGCCAUGGGAGAGCAGGAGAAGGUUCCUUCGUUCAUCAACGCCUUCGCCCUGAUCGGCAUGUCCUCCUCCCUCGACCUCUCCGGGUUCUUCGAGAAGGAGGUGAGCUUCUUCUUCUUCCUCUUCUUCUUCUUCUUCUUCCUCCAGUGGUGUGAUGAAGCGGCGGGCGAGCUUACAUAACCUGACUGAUCUCAGGACGUCUCCGAGAGGAAGAUCAGAUUCACCUCGAGCUACUCCUCAAAACACAUGCUGGAAAAGAUCGAGAAUAUCGUCACGGGAAUGGGUUUCCACGUCCGGCGGAGGCAUGGCAGGGUAAGAACCGAAGCAUUCUCUUCGCGCAGCAGGCCGAGGGUUUCUUUAAAACCCUAGUUGCAAGAACUUAUCGUCUCUCUCUCUCCAUCUCCUUCAGCUGAAGGUCACUCACCCUGGGAAGGGCUCCAAGACCCACGGCCAUCUAUCCGUUGCGGCAGAGGUAACAUCCUCCUCCUCCUCCUCCUCCUCCUCCUCUGAAUCUGCCAGGGAACCGUAAGUUCCGCGACCAUCUUACUACUUUGAGUAUAUUUCAGGUUUUUGAGCUCAGCCCAUCUCUCUAUGUCGUAGAGCUUAGAAAAUCAUCCGGCGAACCUUCUUCCUAUAGACAGGUACAGCCCCUCUUUCUGGAUUGCUCUCACAAAAUCAAAUCGUGAGCUGACAGCCCCGACCCUCGUCGGUACAGCUCUGCGCGAAGCUCGCCGAGGAGCUUGGCGAGUCCAAGGGCCAGGCUCAGAUCUCAGACUUCGGGGGCCAUGGCGGGGAAUUGUCGGUCUCCGCCUUGUAA